This is a messenger RNA of Symbiodinium sp. CCMP2456, 675 nucleotides long. NCBI's taxonomy places the organism in Eukaryota, Dinophyceae, Suessiales, Symbiodiniaceae. The record is from the annotation of a GenBank genome assembly.
AUGGCCGAUGUAACUCGUACGUUGGGCGAUGCCCUGCCACAGAUGCUGGUGUGUUUGGAUCUUCCAGCGUUGGGCUCUGCCUCGAUAGUUUGUCGUGGUUGGGCUGAGUCGUCAGAGGCUUGCUGGCGCCAGGUAUUCUCCUACCGAUGGCUAGGAUCUUUGUUUGAACUCCGGCAAGUGCAUGCUUCCUGGAGGGCUUCUUGCAGUUCACGUGCUCAAGCCCGCCGCGUUGAUCUUCGGGUCGUUUCCAGCGUCUGGCAUCUCAUUGGUACGGUCCGUGAUAACAAAGGGGAAAUGGCAACCGAAGCAGAUUGCAAUUUCUCCAGUGGCAGCCUGGCCAUGCAGGGACAGGCGGUGCAUCGAAGACAGGAUUCGGGCGGCCAUCGCACCAUCCUUCACGGCGUAUGGCAGGGAAACCUUUGUGCAGACAUCGUGGCGCUUGGUGGCAAGCGAAAGUGGUGCCUGGCAUGGAAAGAAAAAAUUGCAGAGGUGCCUGGUGCAUAUCACUAUGCUGGUCAGCUAGACGAGCUUCCUGAUGGACGUGCAGUCCUUCGAGGUGAGUUCCGAUGGCUUGGCCGGGUGCGUGGCACGUUCGACUACAUAAUGGAGCGCAUGGAAGCGGUGCAAUUCGAAGAAAAACUGUUGCUUCGCCCGCGCCGUGAAUGCGGAGACUAG